GCUUGGUUUGAUAGGUUUAUUCUUUAAAAAAGUUUUUUUAUACUUUUCCUUUUCUUCAUUCCCUUUCUUUUCCUCUUUCUUCUAUUGUCAAGUGGCCAUUAGUUUGUUCACAGUUUGAUCCUAUUCACACAUUCCUUCUGACUAAUAGAUAGAAACGUCAAGUAUACCUUCCUGGAUAAACCAUCCUAUAUCCAUCUCUAAUCUAUAUCCCCCCACAUUAUAUACCAUUUUUGCUUUAUUUAUACAUGCCUUAUUAUACCUCUUUGACUUCUAUCCACGAAAUGAACAGUGCUACGACAACAAGUAUAUUGAGUACGGAUACCAAAGAUCAUCAUUUACCACCAAUCAUGAGUGCCAGCUGGAUGAUCAAAGACAAUAGACUGCCCUCGCCAGAGUCACCGCAUCUAAUGCAUUUCAAUAAGAAUAGUUAUAAUGCUCAACCUUCUGCUUCUUUAGCUGCCACAUGUACACCACCACCUUUUCUGGAACCUGCACCCUUAUCUGAAGAAUCUGGGUCUCUUCAGAUCAAAAAAUUCUCUCUGGACCUACUAAAAACGCUAUCACCACCAACCAUAUCAGCCGCUCAUAGUGACAUCUUUUCGCCCACAGAUAAAGUGACAUCUUCUUUAGCAAUACCGACAAGAGUAUCCGCAUUAUACACGACUACCAUGUUUGCACAUCAACGCCCGCAACCUGUUCAAAAUAUACAAAGUUCCCGUGUAAAUAGAUACCAUCACCAUCCACCGGCUGCUAGAUAUAAGCCAUACUCUUCUCAAAUGCACGCUCAAAGUGUAGCACGAUCUCAGACUAAUGACUCGCAAAACCAUCCUUCAUUUCCUGGGAAUUAUAAUGAUAGCACUUACCAGCAGCAACAGCAAUUUAAACAUGAAAUGAGCAGCAGCAAUAAAAAGACAAAGCCAGCAUCUCGUGCAAAUUUACGUAGCAGUUUUACCUUAACUGCUGAUCCUGCUGCUGCUGUUACGGAUACUGCUUCCUCGCAUUUCUCACAAGCGAAUAGUAGUUUUCGCAGGCAUGAAUUGCAGUUGUCACCUAUCAUGGCCGCUGCAUGUGCCUCUGCCGCUGCUGCUGCUGCACAGCAUCAUCCAGAUUCUGAUCUUUAUGCUCAGUUUCUUAAUCCAGCUUCUCCAUACUGUCAAUCUAAACGCAAUAAAAAAGUUUCUGUCAUCUUUACAAAUGAACAUCAUUAUCAUUAUAAUCAUCAACAACAACAUCAACAAAUGCCAAGUAUGAAUAGCAGUAAUAGUACUAGUAUCCAUACGGAUGAUGAUGGUUUCGUCGAUAAUCGUACCACUACUGCUGCUGUUGACACUAUCUCAAAUAAUGAAGUCAGCACUGAGAAAGCUCAGCAGCAACAUAAGCAACAAACUUCUUCAAUUAGUGUAGAUCAUACCAUCUUUAUUAGAAAGGACGCACACAUUAAACGACCGCGUAAUGCAUGGAUACACUUUCGCUGUCAUUAUGGACAAGCUUUGAAAUGUCUAGAUCCAACUCUCCGUGCAGAAGAAGUCUCAAAACGAGCUUCUUUAAGGUGGAGUCUUUUAAGCAAGGAAGAAAAGAAACCGUGGCAUGGACUAGCGGAACAGGAGAAACAAGCGCAUAGAGAAGCUUUUCCCGAAUAUCGUUAUAGUCCCCGUCGAUCCACUAACAACUUGAACACUACUACUUCAGCGCCAUCUGCUAACUCAAUGGCAACUUCUGCCUCUUCUCUUUCUCCGUCCCAACGCUCUCUCUCGAAAACUACGACGACGACAGCUACAAGUACUCAGACUCAUUCAACAACCAACAGCCCUGAACAAUCACGUUUAACACGUCGACAACAAAAAGCUUUUCUCGAAUUUCCUACUAUAUCAACCACUUAUCGGCAAACUAGUAAUAGUCGUCUCCCUAAACAAAUGCGUCGUCCUCGCUAAAUGAAAACAAUAUUGCAAUUGAGCAAAACAAUGGCUAUGGUUUAUAAAUGCUGGUUACUUUUAUCAAUAACAGCUACCUACCGUUUCAACUCCAUUCUUUCUAUUAUAUCAGGGCCCCAAAAAAAAAGAAAGUAUUUUUGUUUAAUUUUCAUUCAAAUCCGUCUUUUUUUAUUGCAAAGUUGAGAAAAUUUUAUACUAGGUUUAUAGAAAGCUCUUCGUUUAUCUCUUUGAAUAGAUCUACAGAAGUUGUUUGAAAAUUCAAUGUAUCUUUCGUUAAUAUGGUUGAUGCAUCAGUGGUAGAAGAUAAUAGGUUAGUGUCAGCUACGGCCUGAGGUUUGUUUUCAUGGCCAUUCUUGUGCUGAUCAGUAUGGCUGUUUACCGAGCACGCUAUAUCGCCUUCAUCUUCGGAUUCUGUGGUUGUUUCUGUUGUUAGUGUUGUUAUUGUUGCUGUUGCUGCUGCUGCUGC
Mycotypha africana is the source of this 2397-nucleotide messenger RNA. RefSeq lists its product as uncharacterized. The record is from RefSeq and is a predicted model, not a curated record. The coding region runs from base 246 to 1931 and encodes 561 amino acids. The transcript is spliced from 4 exons. Gene Ontology annotation, biological process: cell differentiation; anatomical structure morphogenesis; negative regulation of transcription by RNA polymerase II. Gene Ontology annotation, molecular function: DNA-binding transcription factor activity, RNA polymerase II-specific; RNA polymerase II cis-regulatory region sequence-specific DNA binding. NCBI's taxonomy places the organism in Eukaryota, Fungi, Mucoromycota, Mucoromycetes, Mucorales, Mycotyphaceae.